Molecule: messenger RNA, 925 nt
Organism: Lindgomyces ingoldianus
Lineage: Eukaryota; Fungi; Ascomycota; Dothideomycetes; Pleosporales; Lindgomycetaceae
Exons: 1
Coding region: 114-692 (192 amino acids)
Source: RefSeq, a predicted model, not a curated record
CUCUGAUUAGCCAGGCACUUGGUCGACGCGCGACGAACUGCAGUGCUUCUCUGCCGACGUCUCCCGCAACGACACGAGCAAGGGGUAAGCCAACGGGCAAUCGCCGCCUCAAGAUGCCGCUUCCAGACGAGCGCGAAGCGACACAGAAUUCCUGCCAUGCAUUCCUGCUGCACUCCACCCACCUCCAAGGCUUGUUUGAAGCUCUGGAGCAAUCUGAGCUAGGUGCCCUGGGUCAACGCUUUGCCGCUCUUCGCGCCAUUGGGCAGGGUGGAGUGGGGGUUCACGUCGCCUGCUUCAGCGUCUUUCAUGAUAAAGUUCUCUCACCUCCAAAUUUAAGCAUCGCCAGCCGCCUGUGUGCUAGCAGCCAGCCGUUGCUCUACCAUAUGUCACUGCUGAACUGCGGACUGCAACGAACACCCUCAGCCCUCCCACAUUUGAUCCAUGUAUCGAUCCAGCUACCCGCAUUUGCUGGCAAGCCCUCGGCGUCCGAGGUAACAACCCCACAGGAUCUUGCUACACGACCCCGCAAUAAUGGAGGCGGGCCUAAACUGGCAUUCUCAUCCUCGGACUUGUCCGACUCUCCAUUUCAGACGACCUGUGAAGCUUCGGACGAGUAUUCCUUGUUGCCCGUUGUCCAUCUUGUUUUCAUUUUCAAGACUUCUCAGAGCCGUCCGUCCUGCAAAACGACGUAGUGCAACGACCGUUGACCAGUUCUAUAAUUAUUACCAUUAAUGGUUCGCUAUAUUCUCGCUCCAGCAUUGGUUAGUAUCGAACCCGGUGACCUCCUGCAUUCGGUCCCCGCAGGAUCGUCAAGUCUGCAAUUCCUACGACAACACUUCCACACGCAUUCACGGUGCAUUGCCUCGUACAUUUUCAGACUCAAACGGCAUUGUCACACAGCAAUUCUCCCCGACUCGCUAAAUCA